This is a messenger RNA of Macadamia integrifolia, 3089 nucleotides long. RefSeq names its product protein PLASTID MOVEMENT IMPAIRED 1-like. NCBI's taxonomy places the organism in Eukaryota, Viridiplantae, Streptophyta, Magnoliopsida, Proteales, Proteaceae. The record is from RefSeq and is a predicted model, not a curated record. The coding region runs from base 360 to 2900 and encodes 846 amino acids. The transcript has a single exon.
CCUAGCCGACGUUUCAGUGUCUGUGAGAGAGAGAGAGAGAGAGAGAGAGAGAGAGCCUUUGUUUUCUUGAGAGGCAAGGCAUGGGCAUUGGGCAGUGAUUGCUUUCUCUGGAAUCCUCGGCAACACGGUCAGGAGCAGUCAACGACGAGACGAUAGGGAUGACCGAUGAGAGAGUGAGUGUCUCGGAGGUGACAAACGUUCCCAUCAUAUCCUCCAUUAGUUUCUACUGAGACAUGGCCGUUUCUCCAUCUCAGAAGUCAGAAACCAGAACCCCUCCUUAACACUCUUAAGAAGAUUAUCGCUUCCCUUCUCUCUCUGCAUCAAAUUCAACUCAAUAUCCAUCUCCUUCCCCUUUUUCAAUGGCAGCGGAGCUCUCUGGUAGACGCGACUCUAAUGUCCAGUUGCUGGAAGAACUUGAGGCGCUGAGCCAAUCUCUCUACCAACCCCACACCUCCUCCACCCGAAGAACCGCUUCCCUAUCUCUUCCCCGGGUCUCUGUUCCUUCAAUCUCAUCUCCUCAUGUCACUGCCACCACCACCACCCCCCCAAAUGAGGACGAAGAACGACCCCAGCCCAGACCUCAUUCCAGACGCAUGUCCUUGUCCUACUGGUUAUCACGCCCGAAUCUCGACGAAUAUCAACAGGACAUAACUACUAAGAAAUUCAUUGAUGAUAAACGAGCUUCAUCAGAGAAGAAAGGAAUCUGGAAUUGGAAACCAAUUCGAGCUCUUUCGCACUUGGGGAUGCACAAAUUAAGCUGUUUAUUCUCUGUUGAAGUUGUAACCGUUCAAGGUCUACCGGCGUCUAUGAAUGGGCUUCGGCUUUGUGUUUGUGUCAGGAAGAAAGAGACCAGAGACAGGGCAGUGAUGACCAUGCCUGCUAGGGUUUUGGAGGGAGCAGCAGACUUCGAAGAGAGCUUGUUUGUCAGGUGCCAUCUUUACUACAGUAGCAGUGGCGGUGGGAAACAGCUCAAGUUUGAGCCACGACCUUUCUGGAUAUACGUGAUUGCUGUCGAUGCUAAGGAGCUUGAUUUUGGAAGAAGUUCUGUGGAUUUGAGUCUCCUGGUUCAGGAAUCGGUGGAGAAGAGCUUAGAAGGAACGCGUGUUCGGCAGUUGGAUGUGAGUUAUGAUCUUUCGGGGAAGGCAAAGGGAGGAGAAUUAGUCCUAAAAUUGGGAUUCCAGAUUAUGGAGGUAGACGGAGGGUUGGGAAUUUAUAGUCAGGCUGAGGGUCUGAGAUCAGGUAGAGGUAUGGAUUCCUCGUCUCGGUUUGCCCGUAAACAAUCGAAGUCUUCCUUCAGUAUUCCCAACCCAAGAAUCCCUGGCAGAAUGGAAGCAUUCACCCCAUCAAAGACCAGAAAAACAUCAGUGGAUUUUCAGGAAAUUGAUGUUUGGAAUCUUGAUGAGCCAGCUCCUGCUCCUUCGACUUCCUCUUCCAUUCAGAAAUCCGAAGAAAUGGAGCCCAAAGUUGAGGACCUUGAUCUUCCAGAUUUUGAAGUUGUGGAUAAAGGGGUUGAGAUCCAAGACAAAACUGAGAGAUCAGUUUCUAGUGAGGUGGUCAAGGAAGUUGUAAAUGAUCAAUUCCAUCUAACACGGUUAAGGGAGCUUGAUUCGAUUGCUCAACUAAUCGAAGCUCUUCAAUCCAAAGUGGGUGAUGAAAAUCUAGAUAAAACAGAGGAUGAAACAGAAUCACAAAGAUUGGAUGCAGAGGAAGAAACUGUAACAAGGGGAUUUCUUCAGAUGCUUGAGGGCGAAGAAGCUAAUGAAUUCAAACUUGAUCAACCUGACAUUCAUCUUCCCAAACUGGAAACAACUGAAGAAGCUGCAGAGGCUGAAUCCAAAGUUUUCCUUUCUGAUCUUGGAGAAGGGUUGGGCUCUGUGGUCCAGACAAGAGAUGGAGGUUAUUUAGCUGCCAUGAAUCCUUUCAAUGUUGAGGUAACAAGAAAAGAAACUCCAAAAAUUGCAAUGCAGAUUUCAAAACCAUUGAUUCUGCCAUCAUACAAAUCCAUGAGCGGGUUUGAGAUCUUACAGAGAUGGGCAGCUGUUGGAAUUGAAGAACUAAGCUCAGAAUUCUUAUCUUUAAUGCCAAUUGAUGAACUGAUGGGUAAAACAGCAGAACAGGUAGCUUUUGAAGGCAUUGCUUCUGCAAUCAUUCAAGGAAGGAACAAAGAAGGAGCUAGCUCAAGUGCAGCUCGUACCAUUGCAGCUGUAAAAUCCAUGACAACUGCCACGAGUACAGGCAGGAAAGAAAGGAUUUCGAUGGGAAUUUGGAAUGUGAAUGAGGAACCAGUGAUGGUGGAUAAGAUUCUAGCUUUCUCAAUACAAAAAAUCGAAUCAAUGGCAGUUGAAGCUCUAAAGGUUCAGGCAGACAUGGCAGACAAAGAUGCACCUUUCGAGGUUUCUCCACUUGUUGAGAAGACAGAAAUGAUCAUGGAAAAAGAACCCAGCCAUGUUUUGGCCUCUGCUGUACCACUUGAAGAUUGGUUGAAUAAUGGAGGUCUAACUACCUCCAAAGAUGAACGAGGCAAUCCAGCAACUCUCACACUAUCAGUGGUUGUCCAGCUAAGAGAUCCAAUGAGGCGGUAUGAGACAGUAGGAGGACCAUUGGUUGCACUGAUACAAGCUACACCUGUGGAUGACACAGGGUCGAAAGCUGAGGAGGAGAGAUUCAAAGUGACAAGUUUGCAUAUAGCAGGUUUGAAGGGAAGGGCAGGAGAGAAGCAAAGAUUGACUGCAAUGCAGUGGUUGGUGGCAUAUGGAUUGGGUAAGACAGGAAGGAAAGGGAAACACAUCAAACCAAAAGUGCAGCAAGAUUCACUCUGGAGCCUUUCUUCACGGAUAAUGGCAAAUAUGUGGCUGAAACCAAUGAGGAAUCCAGAUAUAAGAUUUCCCGAGCAAGAAUAGGUGUAGAACCUGCAACAUAUUUCAAUACAUAGUUCUUGUAGCUUUUGGGAGUUAGAAGUUCAUUUGUAACCAGGUGACAUUCAGAUGGACCCUUUUUUGAAUGAUCUGAACGUUAUGACUGUAUUAUCUCAAUAGAUGAAUAAAUAAAUAAAAAUGCAGAACACAUUAAAGAAUUUAGAGUUGGAUUAA